CCCCGCGCGGCGGCCGCGGCGGCGCCGGGCGGCUGGGCGUCCUUCCCGGAGAUCGUGGAGCUGAACGUGGGCGGGCAGGUGUACGUGACGCGGCGCUGCACCGUGGUCUCGGUGCGCGACUCGCUGCUCUGGCGCAUGUUCUCGCAGCAGCAGCCCAGCGAACUGCCCCGGGACAGCAAGGGCCGCUUCUUCCUCGACCGCGACGGCUUUCUCUUCCGCUACAUCCUGGACUACUUGCGGGACCUGCAGCUGGUGCUGCCCGAGCACUUCCCCGAGCGCAGCCGCCUGCAGCGGGAGGCUGAGUACUUCCAGCUGCCCGACCUGGCGCGGCGCCUGGCGCAUCGCCCGCAGGCUGACGCCAAGUUCCGGCGGGUGGCCCGCAUCACUGUCUGCGGCAAGACGGCCCUGGCCAAAGAGGUCUUCGGGGAGACCCUGAACGAGAGCCGCGACCCCGACCGCCCUCCCGAGCGCUACACCGCCCGCUACUACCUCAAGUUCAACUUCCUCGAGCAAGCCUUCGACCGGCUCUCCGAGGCCGGCUUCCGCAUGGCCGCCUGCUCCUCCACCGGCACCUGCGCCUUCGGCCCCGAGCAGGGCGGGCCUGCCGACGACAAGAUCUGGACCAGCUACACCGAGUAUGUUUUCUGCCGGGACUGAGCAUCCCGCGGCGUGGGGACAAGACAGCCGGCCCUGCCCACCCUCGCACCCGCGGCCCCGUCGCAUCCCGGAGGAAGGAGGACGCGGAGCGGGGCUGCGUCUCCCCGUGCUUUCCUCGGCCCGGUGUCUGCCCCCACGCACAAGGCGGGCCGGCCCCGGCGCAGCCCCCGUCCCCUCCUGGCGGCCCCGGGGGCAGCAGGUCGCUGUGUUGUGCCUCGGCUGUCGUGUCCCUGCUCGGCCACCACGUCCCUGAUCAGCCGCCAUAGCCUGGCUCCCACCCUCACCCUCCCUCCUACAUCUCCCAGUAGCUGUGUUGGUAGCAAGGAAGGAGAGAAAUGUUGGGAGUAGACAAAUGCCGGUCCCACAAAAGCAUGCAUGCAGUCUUUGUCCCUCUCCCCGCACAGAGCUGAGAUAUAGCUCUGUCAGGUUGGGGCGUUUUAAAAAUCAUCCACUUAGGGGCUGAGAAACUGUAAAGUUGCUUUGAGCAACUUCUGUUGAAGAUGGCAUGGCGAAUGGCUGUCUUUCCCCAUCCCAGUACCCUUGUGAGGGAGUUUGCCUUGGUGGCAGACCCCAAAUGGUCCAUUUUUAACUCCUCUCUCCCCACCCGUCAAAGUGAUGUCUGUCUGUAAAGGACUGUCACAUAAAAGGGAAGCCUGACUGCCCGGGGUUUGCACUGGCUCAUACUUUAUCUGUUGAGAUGAGUAAUUUUGCAGGAGGCAUGCAUUCACAACUGGUUACUCCCAUCUCCCCUCUUUGCUACCCGUGUCUCUGAACUCUAAGCUGGACCAGGGCCUGCACAGCGAGCAUGUAAGGCUGAAAGGACAGAUUUGCUGGAUAACCAACUAUUUGAACUAUGAAGUGUCCUCAGAGACAUGUGUUUAUUCCCUUGAGAGGUAAAACGUCACUUUGAAAAAUUAAAGUGCUUGUGAAUUGUGACUUCCAUGGGUGGUCUGAAGUCCUUAUAAUUCUAAUGAAGUUACUGUCUAUAAUAUGGACAGAGAUCUCAAUGCAUAUUUCCUUAAGCACCCUCAAAAUGAUGGGAGCAAGGUGAAGCCAGGCUUGCCUGAGUAAAGGUAGGGCCUGGGUCCUGGGAAGCUGAAAUCAUGUACAUUGAAUUAGUGCAGAUGUGCAUUAUAAAUGUAAUCAAGGGCACCCUUGUUACUUUUUGUCAUGUUAGUGCUGUAAGACUCUGAAGCCAACAGUUGACAAAAAUCACUUUUUAAAGAACCAUUUCUUUAGUUUUCAUAGCAGUAUUAUUUGGGCACUGACACUGCUAAGAGUUUUGUACCUCUUCCUAGACGAACUUAGUGCUUCUUAGAAAAGAUUGAGCCAUGUCCUUAGAAAAACAAGAAUGAUGCCAACUUUUUUCAGGGGAAAUUACCUCUUCUGAGCUGUAUUUUGUUACUGCUGAAUAACAGUCUUUUCCAGAGGAGGCAGUCGGAGUCUGCUUUGGAACAGAUAAUCUGAGCUGCAGGUUUUACAGUAGGGGAGAUUGAGCAGCUCUUUCUAAUAAAUUCUCAAAGUCUGGAGUAUAAAAGCACUUUGCUUUAAAAACCUAAACUUGGUUUAAGAAUGUGUAUAGCCUGUUCAGACCAUCACAGAAAAAUAUCCUAAAUGUAUCUGAAGUGUUGAAGAAUUUAGCAGUACAUAUUAAAGGCUUGGAGUUAUGUUUUUAAAACUCUUGAACAAUAAUUCUAGUUCUAGUUCUAACUCCAAAUUUAGAAAUACUGCUAACACCUGUGUUCUAACCAAAGAAUUUCACAGUUCCUUUGGAAACAGCUAUAGCUACAUUUCUAUCGAGUUUCAGUGCUCAGUCUCUGUUCACUUAGUCUUGCAUUAAGUGCAUGCACAACUACAUGAAACUGAAAAUAAUUUACAUCAUCAUAGCUUCUUUUUUUUUUUAAAUGUUAGCAAGAUUGUUUAUCAACGUGAUUAAAUUGAGGAUGUGAUUAAAUAUGAAAGCACUGGAUACUGUCCAUUUGUAGAUAGGUGUGCUACAGAGUGUUUUUAAAAGGAUAGAAAUGUAAACCUGCCAAAUUAGAUGAGCAAUAAGAUACAGUGAGCGGCCAAUACACCUGAGGAUGGAACGAAGUCUGUUUGUCCUAUGCCUUACUCUGAGAUGACUUCUUUGUGCUUAACUUUCACCACAAGUGAAAAGACAUUGAUCACAGAUACUAGGUCUUUACAGUGCCCUUCUCAAGAGUAACGACUGUCUUUUUCUAGUUUCUGUUAAGUAACUCUGAAGUACGUUUUUUAAGAUUUUGUAUAAAAUCAGUUUUCAGUAAAGUGUUCAAAUUUGCUCUAGAUAGCGUUCUUUUUUUAAGAAUCUGGUAGCUUACUGAAUCCAUCAUAGGAGCUAUGAAUAGGGGCAGUUUUAAAUUGACCUUGUGAUUUAGUGUACAUAUAUAUACAGUAUGUAAACAUUUUACACGAAUCAUUUAGUUUUUUAAUCAUUUUAGUGCUACAGGAUUUCAUAAUGUAUCUAGCUGAGCAUUUUCACAUUAUGUUAUGUACAUAAUAUGGUAAUGUUUUACUGGUUUCUUAUACCUGUUUCUAUGGAAAAACUGAAUAUGAGUAUCAUCAGCUUGUUGAACUGAAAUUGAUGACAUACUUGCUUGAAUGUGAAUCUUCCAGGUGGCUGAAUGCAUCUCUAAAACAAAGAUUUCCUGUCUUUUCAUUAAUGGUUGCCUAUUCCUUUCCUGGCAGACCCAGUAAUUCUCAUUUUUAAUGUAAAAAUGCUUGUAAUAUAAACAGGAUUUUUUUUUAGUCUUCAUGCUAAGAACUUUUAAGCGUUAAUAGUGUUAAGAAAUGGGCCUUUAAUUUUCUGAUAACUUAUUAUCAGUAUUGUCAGCAGGCUUAAAAUGAUGGUGCCAUAAAUAUAAUAGUCAUUUGAUGCUUUGCCACACAAGAUGAUAUUUUUCUGAGCCAUUACUUAGUAAUAGCAGUAAACUUUUUAAAAGGAAAAAGGCUCAAGGCAAAUUCAAUGAGUUUUGCUGAUCUGUUCUAUUGAGAGUUCAAAGAAUGGAUAAACACAAUGACUGCUGACUUGUUCACGUGAAAGCAUACAAAAAUAUAAAGGCACAAUACUGGAUUCCUGUAUACAUUUUGUAGCUGUUGCUGUUCACAGUUCAUGUACUUAUGGAUGAAUGCAGUAGCAUUUACAAGUGCUAUUAAAAAAACCCACAAGGGCAGUCUUUCUUUUAAUUAGAAAUUAAGGCAUAGGUCUUUUCAGUGAUGCAUAUCAUGAAAGGUGAUUUUGCGUAUGUUUGAUAGGAUGUUUAUAUUUUUAUACAUGUAGAUAAUGAGCCACUUAUUCAUUCUUAUUUUCACAUGUAUAGCAUUGAAAAUAAAGAUCCUCCUAGGAAAAAGUUGCAUACCAAAUUAAAUUUUUGUUCUUUAAAUAUUAACUCGGUUGUGUGGUUUAUGCUGUCCUUUUAAUUCUCUGUGCAGACGUUGCUAGCUUUGCUCUCCCACAGUAUCAUAUUUGUAACUUCAGCAAAGAUCCAAACUAAUGUGUAAAGCAGAAAUGCAAAGAAAAUUAUGUAUACAGAGACCUCUAGUAACACCUGUGGCAAGAUAAACAGAAAUGUAUAAUACUCAGACUGCAUAAUUUCCUUUUAAGCAUUGUAGAGAGUUUUUGUAGUACUGGAAGAAAUAGUGAUUGUAAAGUUUAAUUUGAAUGGCACUGAGCAAUUGUUGAAGUCAAAUGUUGAUUUUAUAGUGAUAAUAAUGUAAGAUACAGUGCUCAUUCAAUGAAAGAAACAUUAAUACUUAAGGCUAUACAUGAUCUGAGAGAAUUGCAUCUAGAAAUUUUUAUUAGCUACCCUGUGAUACCUAGAAAACUCUUCUAAACCUGUGGUCAGCUUCUAGCAAAAUUAGUAGUGACUUGUUAGUAUAAUCCACGUGUGAAGUACCUGUACAUUUAGUAGUUCAUUCUUGGGUAUCAUGGAUAUACUACAAAGGAACCGGCAGAAGGAAGUUUAAUCAGCUGCUUAAUUGACAACUUGAUAGUAUUUGAGUGCGUUGUUAUCAUGCAGUAAUAUAAGAAAGGAGGUCAUUCUAUGAGCAACAAAACUUUGAGUCUGCCUUCUGAAGGCUUAGGUCUCAUUUUCUUUUUACUACCCCUUCUGCUCAUCCCUGCUGGUUUUAUUCAAUUUCUACUUGAAAAAGGAGGCACAUGCCUUGACAAAGCCACCUUCUGCUAGGCUGAAGGUUAUGGCUGAAUUUUGGCUUUGUCCCUCUGUGAACUACAUAUUUUCUUCUUCCUUUCCUUUACCCAGCCAUCAGUAUUCAUAGAAUUUGUAAGAACAUAACAGCUGUGAGGUUUUCCAGUUCUUUUGAUUGUGUUUAAAUUACCCAUCAGCUCAGAAGUUAAGGGGUACAGACAUCCACCCAAAUGGAUAAUGCGAGUGCCAUGUGCCUUAUUUCAGCAGGAAACGAGGCUAACAGAAUACUGUGAUUUAUACCUGGCAAUGUCUAUAUACUCUGAGUGUACUAAAUAGAAUGAGAAGGCAGGCAGUCACUCUUACUUUUGCAGCUCUCUGGCCGGUCAGUCAAACUAAUGGGUAUGCUAGAAUGUCUUAAAAAUUUUUGCAAACUCUUAAUCUCUCCAGCAUUUCCAAGGGUGAAUCAAAGUCUGAGGGAAGAUAUUUUCUGAAGAAUUGAUUUGUCUCAGGGCAGGGUUGUUUUAUGGUUUUGUUUUGUUUUGUUUUGUUUUUUUUAGGAAAUCUUCGGUAUAGUUUUCGAUGAAAUAUUAGAGCUAAUGUGUUAUUUAUUUGGAAAGUACUUAGUUUUAUGAAACCGAAUGCUAAUUUUGUUUUUCAUUAAAAUGAACUGCAUGUGU
This is a messenger RNA of Ficedula albicollis (Collared flycatcher), 5500 nucleotides long. RefSeq names its product potassium channel tetramerization domain containing 12 (gene KCTD12). The transcript has 2 exons. Gene Ontology annotation, cellular component: presynaptic membrane; postsynaptic membrane. Gene Ontology annotation, biological process: protein homooligomerization; regulation of G protein-coupled receptor signaling pathway. The record is from RefSeq and is a predicted model, not a curated record. NCBI's taxonomy places the organism in Eukaryota, Metazoa, Chordata, Aves, Passeriformes, Muscicapidae. Gene Ontology annotation, molecular function: protein binding. The annotation marks the transcript as partial.